Trematosphaeria pertusa is the source of this 2388-nucleotide messenger RNA. Its product is annotated as seryl-tRNA synthetase. The record is from RefSeq and is a predicted model, not a curated record. Gene Ontology annotation, cellular component: cytosol. The transcript has 11 exons. Gene Ontology annotation, molecular function: GTPase activity; tRNA binding; serine-tRNA ligase activity. Gene Ontology annotation, biological process: seryl-tRNA aminoacylation. Lineage: Eukaryota; Fungi; Ascomycota; Dothideomycetes; Pleosporales; Trematosphaeriaceae. Bases 395 to 2212 code for a protein of 605 amino acids.
CCCAACUCAAGGAGUCUCUCUAUCCGCUGCUGAUGACGGCAUAAGGACGCGCUCGGGACGUAUUUGUCUUCUUUUCUGCCCCUACUCCUACUUCUCCCUUGCAACCGACGACCACGCCGAAUACCCCCGCCGCCCGCCUCCGUUAAGGUUCAGGACUAUUCCUAGAAGACGGUGCUGCCGAGAUCAGACCAGCUGUUGGCUCCUCUCGAGCGCUCCUGCAGCUCGACGGCGUCAUUCCAGGAUUGCGGUCUAGCUGGAUCCAGGAAACCGGCAGGAACAAGCGUUACCGUCAGGCAUCAGCAUCUCACCAUCGACCUCAGGUCGAACCUCCACACUGGCGAGCCGCUCCGCCGCAUCUCGAACCUCUCGAACCGCCCACACUGCCAGCCGCAAGAUGCCGGCACCGAAGCAGCGCAAAAUCGCCAUCGUGGGCAGUAGAGCUGUCGGCAAGUCGAGUCUGACGGUGCAAUUCGUCGACGGGCACUUCGUCGAGAGCUACUAUCCCACGAUUGAAAAUACCUUCAGCAAGGUCAUUCGGUAUAAGAACCAGGAAUUUGCUACCGAGAUUAUCGAUACCGCAGGACAGGAUGAAUAUAGCAUCCUGAACUCGAAGCACUUCAUCGGCAUCCAUGGCUACAUGAUCGUCUACUCGGUCGCCAGCAAGCAGAGCUUCGAGAUGGCCCGCAUCAUCCGCGACAAGAUCCUCAACCAUCUCGUGAGUCUUUCAGAUACUUCCAAGUCAGAUACUCCAAACGUCCAAUCAGCCACAGAGUUCGUUCCCCUCGUCAUCGUAGGCAACAAGUCCGAUCUCCGCCCCGAGCAGCGCCAGGUCACGCCCGAGGACGGUAAAGCCCUUGCGCUGGAGUUCAAGUGCGCGUGGACCGAGGCCAGCGCGCGGUACGACGAGAAUGUACAAAAGGCGUUUGAGCUUAUGAUUGCAGAGGUUGAGAAGAGUCAGAAUCCUGCACAAUAUGCCGCGACGCAAAUCGGCUCCACCAUAAACGGGCUCCAAAAGCAAGUCGGCCAGAAGAAGAAAGCCAAGGAAGACGCUUCGGAACUUCUCGCAGAAAUGGCCAGGCUGAAAGAGGACAAGAAGGCCAAAGAAGAGGAGGCGGCGGAGAAGCACGUCAAGCUCAACGCGAAGGUCAAGUCCGUCGGCAACUACGUGCAUCCCGAUGUGCCGGUUUCGGAUAAUGAGGAUAACAACUCGAUAUUGAAGACGUGGGCGCCGGAAGGCGUCACGGUCGAGCCGAUGAAGGGCGGGAUUCCGCAUCAUGGGGUGCUGUGGCGGUUGAAUGGAUACGAUCCCGAGCGAGGCGUAAAGAUUGUGGGGCAUCGAGGUUACUGCUUGACGGGUUAUGGUCUGUUCCUGAAUAUGGCACUCAUCAACUAUGGCCUCGAGUUUCUAUUCAACAAGGGCUAUACUCCAAAUCAGCCCCCUUUCUUCAUGCUUCGAGAUCAGAUGGCGAAGACGGCCCAGUUGAGCGAGUUCGAUGAGGAGCUGUACAAAGUCACAGAGAGCAAGGAUAAGCCGGAGACGGACAAGUACCUGAUCGCGACCUCAGAACAGCCGAUAAGCGCCCUCCAUUCAGAAGAGUGGUUAGGUGCUGCAGACCUCCCUAUCAAGUAUGCCGGGUAUUCGACGAACUUCCGUAAGGAGGCUGGCUCCCAUGGCAAGGACGCUUGGGGGAUCUUCAGGAUACAUCAGUUCGAGAAAGUGGAGCAAUUCCUCAUCACACAUCCGGAGAAGUCCUGGGAGGCGUUCGAGUCAAUGAUAGCAACCUCUGAGGAGUUCUAUCAAUCCCUAGGCCUUCCAUACCAAAUCGUGGGUAUUUGUUCGGGCGCACUCAACAAUGCCGCUAGCAUGAAGCGGGACAUAGAAGCAUGGUUCCCGGUGACCGGAGGUGGAGAAUACAAGGAGCUCGUCUCAGUCUCUAAUUGCACAGAUUACCAGACCCGAGAACUUGAGAUCCGAUUCGGCGUGAAGAAGCAAACUUCAACGCGUAAGGAGUACGUGCACGCGUUGAAUGGCACUCUCUGCGCGACUGAGAGAACACUCUGCUGUCUUCUGGAGAACUUCCAGACUGAGGAAGGCUUCAAGGUCCCGAAGGUGCUCCAGAAGUAUAUUCCCGGCCAGCCUGACUUCUUGCCAUUUGUCAAGGAGUGGAAACCGUCGAAGGACGAGAAGGGCAUCCCGGAGAGGCUGAAGUGAGAAGGCCUUAGCGGCCCACGGUGCGAGCGGAGCUGCUCGGGAGGAUUCAAGGCAUUCUGGAGUUGGGCUAGAUAUACCUUAUGAAGGGUAGACCCUACCUAUUGGGUCGAUAUAGAAGAGAUCCCCAUGAUCUACGAUUUACUGACUUCUUGAGGCUAAAAAGCAAUUUCUCGCUG